Cyprinodon tularosa is the source of this 2423-nucleotide messenger RNA. RefSeq lists its product as uncharacterized. The record is from RefSeq and is a predicted model, not a curated record. The coding region runs from base 169 to 1926 and encodes 585 amino acids. NCBI's taxonomy places the organism in Eukaryota, Metazoa, Chordata, Actinopteri, Cyprinodontiformes, Cyprinodontidae. The transcript is spliced from 3 exons.
CCGGAAGUGUCCCUGCUUACUAUAAACUUCGCUCCUGUCGCCGUCAUGUCGGUGCCGUGGUUCUGGUCCAUGUGGUCAGAACCGAACCGCUCCGAACCCGCAGAGUGACGAUGAUAGCGGGCUGUUUGUACGGAAGCCCCUGAGGGUCAGAGAGAGAAGCGCAGCGUGAUGAAGAUCAAGGAGCAGAGCCAGCAGGUGAAGGAGAAAGUGGUGGAGAAGUUUCAAGCAGGACUGGGUUUAAGGAAAAUAUCCCAAGCAUUGAACAUCUCUAAGAACGCUGUCCACUCCAUCAUCCAGAAGUCUAAAGAGUUCAGCUCCACAGCAAACCUUCCCAAACAUGGCCGCCCAGCCACACAAGCGGUACCGUCGCACACAGCGUUAUUCGGCGACGGCUUGAAGAGGCCUGUGGUGAUUCUGGAGAAGUUACCAAGAUCCACAGAUCAGCAGGGGAGAAGGAUGGAUGGAGUCGGCUGGAGCAGCUCCAGGUCACAUGAGACCUUCAGAGCGGACACGCUGUCCAGACUGGCCAGCUUCAUCGCGCGCACCGACACCAAGCAGCAAAGCCACCAGCACUCCCAUCGCUCCCAUUGCGGCUGUCAGGAGUGUGAGAAAGAUGUCCCUUACCAAAAAGACCUGCUGCAGCACCAGGAACUAAAGAACACGCUGCCUAAACCUCACCGCUGUCCCCUCUGCGGGCAGCAGUUCUCCCUGAGGUCCUCACUGCAGCUGCAUCAGUGUCAGUGUGACGGCUCCCGCGGACCGGCCCGCCACGCCGCCUCCUGUACCACUCUGCUGUCAAAUUCAGGCAGGCUGCAGGACAAGUCGCUUUAUCGCCAGCCGCACCUUUUGGACAGCAGUCCGUACGCGUGCGCUCCUUGUGGGAGGAGCUUCAGCCAGAAGCAGGCGCUGCUUCACCAUCAGCAGGCCGGCUGCAGCGGCUCUCCGUCUUCUCCAAACGUCACUGACGUCUGCAGCCUUCCUUACGAUUCCCCACCCGUCUCUGAGGGCGACUCCGCCCACUCCGAUGUUUCAGACGUUCCAGGACCCAGCAGCGACUCCGUCAGCAUGUGCCAGAUCUGUUCCAGGAUUUUCUGCACAGAAGCUGCGCUGCUGCGGCACAUUCAGGACUGCCACAUGGAGGAGAAGCUAAAUGCCGAAACGCAGAGGGACGCAGAGGAGGCGGGGACUGUGGAGGCCAGCGGAGCAUCAAAGGAACGCACAAAAUCCAAGAAGAAGCUUCUAAGCUGUCGCUCGUGUGACAUGGUUUUCAGAUGCACGUCUCAGCUGUACCUGCACAGGAAGGAGAAGCACAGGAGAGAGAAACUGAUCAUGAGGGAGCCCAGGCCCGUCACCAAAAAGCUUAGGAAAGUCGUUCCGUAUCCAUGUCAGAUCUGCGGCAAAGUUUUCCUUCACCACCUGUCCUUUAGGGCCCACUACAGACGGCACGUAGAGGAGGGCUGCGCCCCCGUCAAUAACGGCACCGUCAAAGACUCUCAGGCCCUCAAACUGAACGCCAGUGUGGCCAAAAACAGGCUGCCGCUGAAGAGAGGCCGCAGGGCGGGUCCGGGGCGGCCCAGGAGCGCUCCCAGAGUUCUGUUCAACGUGGCUGGGAGAGAGCCGCCCGAGCACAGCGAGUUCCCCUGUCCCUCCUGCCCGGAGGUCUUCUCUGUGCAGCAGCAGCUGAAGGAGCACAUGGAGCUUCACCAGUCGUCCUCCAGGAGGCACCAGUGCAGCGUGUGCACCAGCCAGAUGGACGCCAGCAAAGGGCCGGGCUCCAAGAGGCAGAGGCUGUACCACUGUGUGCCGUGUCAGCAGGGCUUCACGGCGCUGGAGCCCUUCCUAGAACACUGUCAGGAGCACCUCCGGAUCCGGGUGGAGGAGGAGCGAAUGUCUGAGGGCCACGCACUGCAGGGGAGCAAAGGCUGAGCUUCGGCGCCAAAAGUUCAGCCGCUGCCUUUUUGCCUCAGGAAGCCUCUGACUGCUUUACUGCCCUUUUUUUUAAUUUGUUUUCUGCUGAGUUUGAUGUUUCUGGGGGGUUUGAGGUGCUGAUGUGUUCAGUUUUGGUUUCCUGGCGUGUGUGAAAGUAAGGACUGGACUGAUGGAGCCGAUGACUGAAUGUUCCCCCGUACCAACGUAUCAAACGCUGCUCCUUCCUGUUCUUCUUCAGAGCUUCUUCAGCAGCGCUGAGCUCAGCUACUGAAAACGCCACCAAGCUUCUCCACUAGAUGGAUUCAGAAAUGAAUGUGAAAUCGCAAUCAUAGCAGCAGCAGCACCACCGAUCAGAGGAGAGUAGAUGGAGAUUCAUUUGGUUUAAAACUUUCAUGCCUCUGUUGUUCACACUACCAUCGCUAACUGUCUCCAAGUGCAUUUUGUUCCUUAAUCAAGUAUUUUGUUUGCCUUUUAAAUAAAUAAAUUUCUCUCCU